AUGUUUGACAGCAUGAAUGAGGAUGUUAUUUCAUGGUUAAAGAAUAUAAGCAAUGUUUUCGGUAAGUACGUCAUAGAUGACAAAGGUCUUGUUGUAUUUUAUGAGACAGCAAUACGAACACAGGAACUAAUGGAUAUUAUGCACUCAACAGCAAAGAAAGGAUUUAGUACUAUUGGCAUGAAUGAACAUUGCAGGAAUGACAUAUACAACCUAUGCUCACGAAAGCCUUACACAAAAGCAAUACAAAUGAUAGAACAUAAGUGUCUAAGGUCAGCAAAUGAAAUCAUUACUGUCAGUGGUUAUGAAAGAACUGUUAGCAAAGAUGAGUGGAAACAGCUAUUCAUAUUAAGGAAGGACGUUGCUGAACUAGUUAAACCUGUUGCACAAACAUUGUUUCAGAUAAGACCAGCAAUGACUAAGAACCCUUUGACCUUAGUCAAUGAGACCAUAGAGGUUGAAGAUAAUGACAUGAAAGAACUAGGAAUGAAUGAGAGAAGUUGUGAAGGAUGUUUGAGUCAAAACACAUGGUUCUUCAGAGCUGUUAAGAAACUUAGUAAAGAACGACAGAAAUAUUUUAUAGAGAAGUAUUGCAAAGGAUGUGUAAAUGAAUUGCUUGAAAUAGAACUUAGAGACACUUUCACACUAAAGGACUUGAGGAGAAAUAAGUACAUGAGUGAAGAAGGUAUUGACAUAGCUAGUGUUAUAAAUGACUUAAGAAGAUGUGUUGUCGUUAUUGACGGAGCAUGUAUGACAUAUCUAGUGAAAGAUUAUGAUGGAAUACGAGACACAACAACACUUGUGUCAGUAGAUAGCAAGGAAUUUAAUAAGCUCAUGAAGAGUGUUUAUGUAGGACGUAUUGAAGAGAAGGAUGUGAACGCACUGAUGAUUUAUGAAGCGGGUCAGAACAAGAACUAUCUUAUGAAGUCAGGCAUGAGAUUCUUUGACGAAAGAGAUGACAUUUACAGCUAUUUCAGAGGAUAUGAGUAUGAG
Molecule: messenger RNA, 990 nt
Organism: Trichomonas vaginalis G3
Lineage: Eukaryota; Parabasalia; Trichomonadida; Trichomonadidae
Exons: 1
Source: RefSeq, a predicted model, not a curated record